AUGUCGAAGCCGCCCUCCAGAGUCGUUUUCGUGGGCAAUAUCCCGUAUGGCCUUUCCGAGGAGCAGAUCAGCGACAUCUUCAGCAGCGCAGGCAAGGUCCUGAACUUCCGCCUCGUCUAUGACCGCGAGACCGGGCGGCCAAAAGGCUUUGGCUUCGCAGAGUACCCCGACAAUGAUUCAGCAGCAUCCGCGGUUCGCAACCUCAACGACUACGAGAUCAUGGGUAGGAAACUGAGAGUCGACUUUUCCAACGAAGGAGGCAGCGACGGUAACGACGACAAUCACGGACACCAGCAGGGCCGAGACGCUGGCAAUACCUCCUACGCCUCGAACGGUUAUAACCCAGCCGCGCCCCCAACGCAACCGAGCACACUUCCUCCCCUACCAGCCGGCAAGGAACUCCCUCCCAAUGUGACGGCAACCGACGCAAUUUCCCGCACGCUUAACACGCUGCCCCCCUCCCAGCUCCUGGACAUUCUCACACAGAUGAAGGCGCUGGCCUCCUCCGACCCCGCCAGGGCUACGGAGCUCCUCCAGCAGGCGCCGCAACUGGCCUACGCGGUCUUCCAGGCUCUCCUCUUGAUGGGUCUCGUGUCUCCGGAGGCGAUCCACUCCGUCAUCGAAGCCGGCGGUGCGCCCUCCGCGACCCCGGUCCAGGCUGCGCCGAUCGGUUAUCCGCUCCAGCCCCCCGCCCCGGGCUUUCCUCCCGUGCCCGUGCCGGGUGCUAACAACACCCCGCCCGUCUCUGGCACCCCCUAUGCACCACCACCGCAGCAGGUCUCGUACGGUGCGCCGCCCCCGCCGGCCGCCGGGGCUUUGGGCCAGGAUCCGGACGCGCUCAUGCGGCAGGUUAUGGAGCUGCCAAUGGAGACGAUCAAUAUGCUCCCCGAGGCCGAAAGGCAGCAGAUUCUAGCACUUCGUGCAAGCUUUGGUGGACAGAGACGAUGA
Molecule: messenger RNA, 948 nt
Organism: Colletotrichum higginsianum IMI 349063
Lineage: Eukaryota; Fungi; Ascomycota; Sordariomycetes; Glomerellales; Glomerellaceae
Product: RNA recognition domain-containing protein
Exons: 4
Coding region: 1-948 (315 amino acids)
Biological process (GO): mRNA 3'-end processing
Cellular component (GO): mRNA cleavage and polyadenylation specificity factor complex
Molecular function (GO): mRNA binding
Source: RefSeq, a predicted model, not a curated record